Rattus norvegicus (Norway rat) is the source of this 12580-nucleotide messenger RNA. RefSeq names its product mitogen-activated protein kinase 1 interacting protein 1-like (gene Mapk1ip1l). NCBI's taxonomy places the organism in Eukaryota, Metazoa, Chordata, Mammalia, Rodentia, Muridae. The record is from RefSeq and is marked validated.
GCUUCCUUUUCCGGUGCCGGGAGGAGCCGUGUCGGUGCCGCCUCGGUCCAUCAGGCCUCCUGCGGUUCUCCAUUGCCCGUCUCUCUGGAUUCACCGUCGCCACUGUGCCGCGCCUAGGACUCGGAUCCUGCCGGGAAAAUGUCAGAUGAAUUUUCGUUGGCAGAUGCGCUACCUGAACAGUCCUCUGCCAAAACGCCUGCUGUGACCAACACAAAAGCUGGCCAUUCUCCUCAGGGCUGGCCAGGCUCCAGCCCUUGGAGUAAUCCAAGCGCCCCCCCUGCAAUGCCGUCUGGACUCCCACCGAGUAGUGCAGCACCCUCUACUGUGCCUUUUGGACCAGUACCAACAGGAAUGUAUCCCUCCAUGCCUCCAGCCGGACCACCCCCAGGACCCUUUCCUCCUUCUGGACCAUCAUGUCCCCCACCUGGUGUUCCUUAUCCAGCCCCUGCUGUGCCAGGCCCUGGCCCCACAGGGCCAUACGCUACACCAAAUAUGCCCCUUCCAGAGCUACCUAGGCCAUACGGUGCGCCCACAGAUCCAGCUGCAGCUGGUACUUUAGGUCCAUGGGGAUCCAUCUCUUCUGGACCUUGGGCACCAGGAAUUGCGGGGCAGCAUCCUAAUAUGCCGUAUCGAUCUCCAGGGCCAUACCCCACUGUUCCUCCUCCAGUGUCGGGAGCACCGCCUGUUCCGUGGGGCACUGUGCCACCGGGAGCCUGGGGACCACCAGCACCAUAUCCUGGCCCCGCAGGAUCAUACCCCACGCCAGGACCCCACCCUACUCUGAAUAAUCCUUACCAAGUGCCUUCAGGACCUGCUGGUGCUCCGCCAAUGCCUGGUGGCCCCCACAAAGUGAAUGAAGUCCCAGGUGGCUCCCUUUCUGAUGAUUCUGACCAGAAGAGCUCCCCAGAGUCCACUGGACAGGUGAAGAGCUCCCCAGAGUCCACGGGACAGGUGAAGCUUCUGAAGGCAGAUGACAAACCCGUCAGGAAAAGACACCCCAAGAGGAAGAGGAAGCCACUAACUUGGGGAGACAUCAAGAAUUUGACUUAUCAAGCCGAGACCUUGGGGAAACAACAAGGAUACAAUACUAAUGACCCAAAAAUGAUGCUGUUGUGUUUGAUAACUAUAUUACAUGUUAAUUCUCAGCAUGACCGUUCAGAUCCCAAUUGACUGCUUGGGGGAUAGUGUAAUGUCGGUCUGCCAUGCUAGGGUUGUUUUUUUCAAUCCUUUGGGACCAGUUGUCUGGACAAAAGAUGGCAUGCAAAUAUUUAAUUGCACAUUUUGGUGGGACUAAUCUAAUUGAUCAGCCCAUUCACAAUAAUAACAGGUUUGAGCAUAACUAAGUACUCUUUUAAAGGCUCUGAUAAUGGGAAUUAGAGUUACGUGAAGAUUAAAACAGGAAUUACUGAUGUUGAUGUCGCUUACUCAAGUUGAUACUAUUGUACCUAAGUGACACCGCCUGUUACCAGGGGUUUAGAAAAUAACCUCUGGCUUCCUGUGCCACAUGGCAGUCACCAAGAGCAGUCUUCUAUCAGAAGAGACACCAGUGGUCUAUUCCUAAAUGCUUUGUUUUUCUUAAGACUUAACUUAUUAUGUAUACAGUGUUUUGCCUGCAUGUAUGCCUAAAGGCCAGAAAAGAGCGCCAGAUGGUUGUGAGCCACCAUGUGGUUGCUGGGAAUUGGACUCAGGACCUCUGGAAGAGCAGCCACUGCCCUUAACCACUGAGUCAUCUCCAGCUCCUAUUCCUGGACUCUUAAAAGGAAAUUUAUAUGGCACAGGAGUUACUCAAACGAAUUAUUUACAAAUGACAGGACAGAGUGCCCAUAUUCGAAGGGAUUCCUCUGAUAGUCCAGUCAGUGGUGUUUUGUUUCUUUUUUUUUGAUUUGGUUUUUCACAUUGUUUAUGCUUUAAAUGUACUUUAUCCCUCCUUGUUGCAAUUUCACCCCUAAUCAUACUCUUACCUCUGGUAAACAACCGCCUUUGGGGUGGACCUUUUCUCCCCUCAUUUAAGAAAGUGCUGCUUGUACUUCCCUUCCUUCAGGUCAUUAAGACUUGUGUGGGUUGGGCCACGUUGCAUCUAUUUUGCAAUCGAGAGCAGAGCCUCCCUGAAAACUGUGAUGCUUCUUUACACCGAUUGCGGGCUGCAGUGCGAGCAGCCACUGUGGCUUUUUUUAUUGCCAGUUCCAGAAAUGAUUACUGUAAUACAAAGACGUUUCGAAGAUGGCCUGUAUGAUUAGUAAAACUGCUAAUAUACAACAAACAUAUUAGCAGAAAUCCGUCAAGAUACAGGGGAAUUGAGAACCACAGUUUAACAAAAUUGAGCUGCUGUAGAUUAUCUGUUGCUCAGACGUAAUCUUAGCUGUCAGCACUGUUCUGGUAUGUGGUACUUUAAUGUGUCAGGCUUUUCUCAUACUGUCAGUUGUCAAUGCUUUGCAUAAAGAGAAAAUCUUGCAGGUACCUUUGAGUGGCUGUCAGUCAUAGUUCAGAUGUCUCUCCUCUUACUUUGAUCCUCUGUAAGCUGUUCUUACAAUCUGUUAUGCUUGCCUGUAUUAGACUAGCUGUGCGGAUGGACAAAGCUUUUGACCUCUGCCACAAUUUUCUCCUUAAAAAAAUAAAAAGACGGGGAGCUGUGGCAGCGCCAGGGGAACCAGGAAUGUUAAACACACAGGGUUGUCUCCUUUAACCUGUUUCCUCCCAGAAGACAGGGAGUAGAUGUGGUUAAUAACCUGGUGUUAAUAACCUGUCUGUGUGGCCAAGACCACACUGAGCCCUCCCCAGACACUUACGGUGAACUUGUGAAUCUAUAGAAUGCAUCUUUAUGGAAAAUGUCAUGUGUUUUUCCAGUGUUAUGUAGUCCUGUCUUAAGCGCCAUUGUGCACAUGGACUGAGUUAUUGCCAGGGAAUUUUUCACCAAGUUGUGCUGUGCUUAGAUUUGCCCAAACUACUUAGGGUGGGGCUCUGCAGCCAGCUACUGCGUCAUGUUGAACGAGCUGCCUUGCCUCCUGCACAUCGCCACUUGUCACCUCUGCCUGGGGCAAACAAGCCAUGUGUGCUGGAUGAGGCACUCACAGAAAAAUCCAUGUUUUCUAUAGAGGCCUGUGAGUCCCAGCAGCUGAAGUAAACUUAUCCUAUGGGCUAUACCUGGGACGGGCAUGAAAGCAGUCUAAGAACACUUCUGUGUUUUUGAAGAAACUGAUGUCACGAGACUUGGUUUCUUGGAGUUUUCUCAUAAGCACUCAGAAGUCUCACAUGAUUCCAUUCUUAGACCAUGUUCUGAUAUCUUCCCCAUUUUGAUUUUUUUAAACCCAAGAUGUCCAGAGUAGUUUUGUUUUGAGAUGUUGUUGAUAAAUCUAAUUAUCAUUUGAUGCACAGGUAUCCUAUAAGUGAACAAAUGAUCAAUACAGUAAGGUUAGAAAGCAUUGUGUGUAAUAUUCUGCCACUAAGAUCAGGGAUCCAAACCAUGUCCAGCUCUGUCAACAUGUGUCCCUGGGUAGGGUCACAGUAAUCGGGACACAGAGGAUGCAGAGUAACCGUGACCCACUGCUUACUUGAUUGAAUUCUCUAGCAUCUUUUAUAGGCAAGCAGAAUGAAAAUUUCCCACAGCUUCUAAUUCAACAGCUUCUGUUUCUCUAGCAAUAGUUUAUCUGGAUUCGAGGUGCCUCAGACCCCCCAGACCUUUCAGGGCAAGAAAUCUAUCAGCCGGGCAACUCUUAGAGUUGCUUAGUUUAAUUAAAGCAAAAGAUUUUUCUCAUGAGAAGAUGAUCAUGAAGGCUGCUUCCUCAGGCCCGCAGCUUACUUGACAGAACAUCAGGAUUCUCUGCUGAGAAAGUUUGCUUUCUCAGUGUCCCAGUGUUCUGGAUUCAUAGGUAUCCUUAAGUCGCCUUGCACCUAACAGCCUGGGAGUAGUCAUCUCAUGCUAUUUCUCUACAAUUUCCUCCUUUUUUUAUUUUUUAAUUUAGCUUCUAAAAGUGUUUGCCAUAAGGUCCGAGUUUUUACAGUGUGCUUAUGAAAGCAGCACUUGUGAAUAGCCAGUCCAGCAGUGCCAACUACACAGUGCUGAUAAGGAGAACGCCACUGUCUGCUCCGGCCACGAGCCACACUCUACUGCAGUACUAGGAUCCAUGCCAGACAGUUUGUCGGCUAAUAUCUGAGCAGUACCAGAUACACCGUCAGAUGGAAAUUGAUUUUUGAAUGCAUCCAGCACUUGGUAUUAUAAUUGUUCAACAUCCUUUGUAGUAGUAGAAUUCCAUUCCAGUCACAAUUUAACUGCCGCUGUUGUUACACCUUCAAAUAUUUUUUACCUAACCAAGAUACGGAUAAAUACUUCUGGUUAAAUUUGCAAAACAUUUUCUAAUUCUGCCGCGCUAAGUCCUGCAAAAAGAAUAUCAUACAUAUAACGAGAAAUACAGAAAUGAGGAUAACGCUGUCUAAUAGGAUGCAAAGAUUAUCUACAUAGACCUGUCAUACAGUAGGGGAUCAUUGUUCCUUGUAGGAGUGCUACCCACUGAUAUCUUCAGUGUGGCCCCCAUUAUUUACAUAGGGUAUUGGGAAAGCAAAACACUUUCUCUCAUGAUGAACAGGAAUGAUUUAAAAAAAAAAAAAAAAGAUCUUUCAGAUCAAUUACAGUUCAGGCCAAGAAGAAGGUAACAGAUGACUGAGGAAUCCCGGUUGCCAUGGGAUACAUAGAAUUAACUCCCCUUACAUCUGUUAACAACCUCCCUUCCCAGACUUCUUAAUCACAAAACUAGGGGACUCCAUGGAGAUGGAGAUGGAUGGCUCCAUGUGCCCUUUCUGAAGUUGCUCCUCAACCAAAGAUUGUGCGGUGUCUCUGCCCUGUUGAAGGCCACUGUUCAGUCCACAGGGGGACUCAUUUUUCCCAUAGGAUUUUUGUAGGCUCCAUCCAUAGAGUAUAUGGUUAAGUGAGCACCCCACUGCUCUAAGACAUCUCUCACAAAAGUACUGACAGGAACUGGUAAGAAGGAAGGUUUUAAAGCAGCAGUUUUCCUGUCUUCAGUUAUACAGACGUGAGCUAAACACCUUGGUUAAUAGAGGUUACAGGUUAAUAGACGUUAAUGAGAACCAAUACCUUUUUUUUUUUUUUUUUUUUUUUGGUUCUUUUUUUUCGGAGCUGGGGACCGAACCCUGGGCCUUGCGCUUCCUAGGUAAGCGCUCUACCACUGAGCUAAAUCCCCAGCCCCGAGAACCAAUACCUUUUAUUUCACAAGGUAAUUGUUGUACAGGCCAGCUUCAAGGGCCAGUCUUUUUCUGUAAUUAGUAAUAUCAGACCCUAUAUCUCUCAGACCAAUAAAAGCUUUAUUAUUAGUAGAAAUCUUUAUUCGUGGCUGUUUCCCUUUAUUCAUAGUCUGAAAGACAUUUGCCUGGUGAAUUGCACCAAAUAUCCAGUGGUUAUAUAAAGUAAUAACAAUAAUUGAGAUUUCAGUCUCCUCAAUUUGAUAACCAACUGAUGCAGAUCUCAUAAUUUAGAGUCUUAGUGGCAUUGGUGUGUAGUAAAUGUUCUCCAGGUUUUCUGGACACGUGAUUGUUGAGGACCAUAUAAUAAUACACAGCCAGGAUCAAAUCCAUACAGUGGUUGACAUCAAGUCCUCUCCUGAUUCACUAAUUGAGUAAGAAGGGUAAGAUAAGCAGUUAGCAUUUUAAGGCCCUUGUGGUAAAUGACUCCAUUCCAAAGGCUUAUCCUCUUGUAUAUAAUACCCAGAGCAAACAAUUCAGUGGGGAAAAUAAGUUUAAAAGGCAGUGAAGGUUCCACAUUAUACACAAAUGUUUCUUUCAGUCUGGAAUCAGAUUUCUGUCUUUCUUCUUUUGCCUCUGAAUAUGUGAGCACUGUCCAGUGCCAUCUCUCCUUGUGGGACUUUAAAUAAAUUGUUUAGUGCGUAAUUAGGUAUUCCUGAGGUAGGCAUGGCUGAUUAUUAUUUCAUAAUGGUUUUUGAAAGUCAUUGUUUUAACUUGUCUUGUCUAAUGAGCGCUUCUGUGGUAUAACAGUUCUGAUAACGUACUGCGCAGUGUCUGGUCUGUGCACCUUUCCAGUGCAGUAGCGAGCCCUUUGUACGUAGCAUAUGAGUUCUGUCAUAGGGUUGCAGCUCUUCCUCUUUGGAGGUGGCUAGCAGCAUAAGCCUGAGGGAAAGCCUGCCUCAGGAGCUGAGACCUGUGCAGAAUUGACACAGCAGAGGAUUUUGUCAUGAUUUGAGAGAAUACAUUCAUUGAUUAAAAAUGAGAGAAUUCGGGUUGGGGAUUUAGCUCAGUGGUAGAGCGCUUGCCUAGCAAGCGUCAAGGCCCUGGGUUCGGUCCCCAGCUCCGAAAAAAAGAAAAAAUGAGAGAAUUCCAGGGAGAAAAGGAAUUCCGUGUGCCCAUUUUCCACCUGUUCUCGAGUGACUGGUGAAGAGUCUGGCUUUGUGUUGAAGAGUGUAGGUUUCAAAAGCAGCCGAUUUGCUCCGUGUUUGCAGAUUCUUACAUUUCCACAACACUUCAGAAAGCCGAUGGCAUUUCCUGUCUGAGGUGUGACUCCUUGUUGAUCUCUGGCUUUCUCAAAGGCCAGCUGUUUACUAAAACUUGAACUUGCUCCCCUCUGAUUUCUCAGGAGCAUCUUUCAGCCCUUUGCAGUCAGCGUAGGGCUCCGAGCCAGGGACCUUGUCUGAGUCUUACAAGACGAGAGCAGGGUCAGGUCCCAGGUCAGCCCUUACCAAGCAUCCGGAAGGGAUUCUGCAGGUACAUUCUGAUGCUCUGCUGGUCCCCAUCUACUACUCCCUCUUAGCAUUCCACACGAGACGUUCCCGGGGUCGCCUCUCAAGUCCUGUCGGCGAACUUUCAUGGGCUUCAUCUAUGAGCCACAUUUGCCAUUGGAAGAAAUUGGGCAGGACUUAGAACCAUUUUGCCAAUUAAAUGAAAAAUCAUAUGGCAACUCGGCGUAUUACUCCAACCAAAAGGAUACCAGUAACAGUACAGAGUGGUAGGUCCAUAGGAAGUGCGAGCCUUUUUAAACCUUUAAUUAUGUCCUUCCCCUAAAGGUUCCUUCUUCCGGAAACCAGGAGUGCUUGCGAACAAUCUAAUAGUUGGAUCUGAGUACGUGUGCUCCUUUCGUUAAGAGAAUGGCGCACAAACUGCAUCAGACAAAGCCUCUGCUGGUUUCUGCCCCAUUAUUCUUAGACAACUGUGAGCAUCCCUGCCUUCGGAUUCCUGUUCUGAGUGCCACAUCCCACUGCUUAGAGACAGUGGCUCCUAGGAGAAUGGAAUUAUAGAUGAGGUGGCCUACAGUCUCACACAAUAGCAGUUUUAAUCAGACCCUCAGACAAUUUAUACUCUGGGGUUUAAGAGAUUUAUAUGAGUAUAUGUAUGUACAGUCACCAGGGCAAGCCGCGUGAUGGAGCAAGCCGAAUGAAGCAAAAGUGUUUUCCGUAGAGACAUAAAGAAGUAACAGUAGCCAGUUGUAGUGGAUAAUCAGAAGUAAACUCACUUGAGUCUGCUACAUCUGGAAGGGGCACAAAAACAGAAUCUUAAGAACCAUUCCCUGUGUUUUGAAGAAACAGGUCACAAGACUCCUGUCUUAAUUCUUGGAGUUUUCUUUCAGGUCCUCAGAAAUCUCACGUGACUCCAGUUUACGCCGUGUUCCAGCAGUUCUGCUGCUGGUUCUGGUGUUCAGAGACCCCAGCAGUUAUAGACGUUGAUUUCUUUCCCCUUCUUUUCUGUUGCAGUCUUACCAUUAAGGUGACAGUGGAUGAAGAAAUGGCGUGUUGCCUUUUGAAGUAUAUGUAUAUGCACACGAAAGCAUAUAUAAUGGCUGGUUUCGCUGUUGGUUGAGGGCAUUUGUGAAAGAACUUUUGCACCUCAGCUCCUGCUUCAUGUAUUUGGAUAUGUAGACCAUCACGUGGGUACAAUCAGAUAAUAUGUGGAAGUGAAUCAUUUCAAGUGUGGUUAAUGUGAUUAUGUGUAUUGAAUAACAUUUGAUAUUUGUUUAAAGCAUAGCUAUGCCCUCAAAAUAUAAAAUAACAUGGAUUAUUGUUAGAAUCUACAACUUGACAAAAGUCAAAUACUUUUUCUAAUCACCCCACAACCACCACACCCCAUAUAACUAAGAGUCAUUUGAAAUGUGAGCUCCUCCUACUACACAAAAUAUUGCUGGUCUUCUGCCGUGUGGGUUAAAACGUAGAUUUAUCAAAGAUACCUUCUUCUUCUUUUUUUUUUCCCAGAGCUGGGGAACCCAGGGCCUUGUACAUGCUAGGCAAGUGCUCUACCACUGAGCUAAAUCCCCAACCCCCAAAGAUACCUUCUUAAUUAAGCCUUAAAACUUGGUUUAAGUGCAUUUGGUGCCAACAUUUUUUUUUUCUAGAGCUCUGUCAGAGCAAGAAACCUAUCCUAGGAGCUCCAUGCAGUUGGGUUUUUUUUUUUUUUUUUCUUUUCUUUUUUUUUUUUUUUUUGGAGCUGGGGACCGAACCCAGGGCCUUGAGCUCGCUAGGCAAGCGCUCUACCGCUGAGCUAAAUUCCCCAACCCCCUCCAUGCAGUUUUGAAGGAAACAUUUUAUCGUUUUUGGCAGAAGUAGGUAUAAUGGUUAAAUUAAACUUACUAAUACAGGGUGUCGCUAAAGUAUAAGAAGAGGCCCAAGCUAUGUGGGUAGAGGAGCUCCUCUCACCCAGGAGGAAUGGUCCUUUGGGCACGCUUGAGUUCUUCCAUUGCUUUCUCUGUUGGAUGCUGUCCUGUUAGGCUUUGCUGAAGUAGCGACUUUUGGACUCCCACAAAGAUUGCUGAUUCUCCCCUGGGAGCUUCUUGGACAUGGAACCCGCCUGCCAACCUGAGCAUCUGAGCCCUGGAACGUGAACACUGCCCUGCUACCAGCAAGACUGUCCGCCUCUCCACCAAUCCGUGGCCAAGGUCGUCAGCCGGUGUGGGGGUCUUGCUCUUUGUGGGUCACUGGUAUUCUUGUUAGGGAACUUAACCCACCCUGUGUGGUGUGCUCCGGACGGAGUUUUAAACUCUGGUUUCUUAGGACUUCACAACUGCAUAAUUGGGGGUUACUGGGUUUAUUGUUAUUUAAUGUGAGAGUGGAAAUCAAAGAGAGUAGGUUUUCUUGUUUUGUUUUGUUUUCAGAACAUUUCUCUUGUUGCCUUAAGGGUAGGGUUUUUUGGGUUCAAGAUAGAAUCAGGAAAAGUUAAAAUAAAAUGAAUAAAAGGUAGCCAAAUGAAAUAAUCCCUGGAAAGGGUUUUCUGGGUUUGUUUUAACCUAAGACUAACACUGCUUUUAGAGCACACAGUGCGAGUGAGGCCAUGACUGGUCCUCUGAAAAGAGACAUUGUCAAUAAGUGUUUGGUCUUAAAGGAGCCCAAAUUAUACAGAAUUUGUCGACAUGGCCUCACAGUAAUUCUUAAAUAAGUACAAUAAAGAUAAUUGAAAUGUGUACAAGGCUAGUUUUUGUGAAGUUGAAGUCUUUGGUUUUGCAAUGCUCUGUUCUUUACAAAGCUUCCCCCUGCCUUGGUUUGUCUCCGUGUCAGUAGAGGUGAACAGUCUGUUUUCUCAUGACUCACCUCACGUGUGGCCUCUUCACCUAGACAGCUUUUGAAGCUAUAGGUUGGAGACAGCCCCACUUUGUUUCUGGUAAGAUAUUGCCUCAUUUUCCGUGGUUUCCUAUACUUAAACAACAGGUGCCAUGUAUGCCUCGCCCUGAGCGACUUAGAGUUAGCUUUCUCAAGUGCCAGGAUUGUACAGUCUGGAAGUUCGGUAGGCCUUUCAAUCCUUCCACCAUUUAGAGGAGCAUACGCCUGACUAAACCAGCUGCAUCAGUGCAGUGGACGCUCUGAGCUCUGCCAACUACGACAGCAGUGGACACUGGCAGUUGGGACAGAGUCUAUGCUUCUAGUGCGGACCCCAUCUGAGGACUGAGCAUGUGCAUGUCUGGGGUGGAGCUCUGCUCCCUCUGCUCAAGGAGCUCCCGGGUGAGGCGCCAUUACCAGCCAUCAAGCUCUCAGUGAGGAUAGCAGACCUGUCUUGGGCAUGUUUUAAAAUGUGGCAGUUUGUUUUGUAUUUUGAAAUAGGGUCUCGCCACAUAACUGGCUAACCUUAAGCUUUUUAUAUAGCUGAAGAACUCACAAAAAACUUUGUCUCCCAAGUGCUGAGAUUAAAGGCACGUGACUGGUUUAGUAAGCUGGUUGUGUGUGCAUGUGUGUAAAUGAGUAUCUUUCAAGAGCCAAGUGUGGUGGUGGCGUAUGCAUUUGAUCCCAGCACUUGGAGGGAUCAGAUCUCCCAAGUUCAAGGACAGCCUGAUCUACAGAGAAUUACAGGACAACCAGGGUUAUGAAGGGAAAUCAAGUCUCAAAAAUAACAAUAAAAACAAACAUUGUUUCAAGAUUAUAGUGUUCAUCAGUACAACUAUUCAAGUGUACAAAGUAAAAGGCCCAGCUGCCACUGGUUGACAGACACUGACGUCAUGAAGUAGACACUACUUUUUAUAUGUGCUCUAUAAAAAGUUUUGUAAUACUUUUUUUUGAAAUUAUGAUUUUUUUUCAUUUACUGAAUAAUGUCAAAUUUGAUAUAUUUUACAGUCUAUGCAUUUUAAGUUAAGCUGCCUGAAGUGUGGUCUGAGACAUAUGUUUAUACCAUAAGCAAUGGAAGAUCUAGGUUUUGUCACCUGCUGCUGUAUUUGGAAACAAAGACAAAUGUUGCUUGAAGAAGUAAUUAUAAUUAGAAGUAGGCUAUUGUUGUGAUAAUUGAUAUUUUUAAGGUAAACUUGUUUGCUUUUGUGUGUAAUACCUGAAAGCUUUUUUAAGAAAUGUAUUUUCGUGAUUUCACAGUUUCUUUGUGUAUUUUAUUACCUGGGCCCAAUUCUAGGCUUCCCUAAACAAGUUCAGAGCUCUCUUAGCUUCCUGUUUGUAGUAAUAAAGGAAACAAGGGUCUGCAAUGCCUGUUUGUAUGUGACCUGCAUUCUCUAAGGAGCUUUACCAGGCAAAAAACCUCUUAGCACAGGAUGCCAGUACCUGUGGUUAGGACUGUCCCCAAGGCAAGGCCACCCGGGUUCUAACUAAAGUAGGGGAACCAUGCCUCUCUGCCCCUGUGUCCAUCACCCCCACUUUCUCUUCAGCAGUAACUCCUUUUGCUUUGACUGUCACAUGUACGGUAGAGUUGGUCACACUAAGUACGCCCAAUGUACUUGGUCCUGUCCUUGGGAGUUAGACAACCUCAAAAGAAUGGGCCAAGAGGGACAUUUUGGAAGAGAUUACAGCCUUGACCUUUUAAAAUAAACUUGGGGUGUUUAUGAUACUCUGUGCACCUAAAAGUGCCCACCUAAACUAAAGCUAAGAAGAAGGGAACUGAAAUGUAAGCCAAUCCUGGGGGCGGCCCAGUUGGUCGAUUGGCUUUCUCGUUGUGAAAUGGCAUCUUCUAACACACUAGGUUUCCUGACCCAGCAAAUCUUUUUACUACCAUAAGACUGAAACCUAACAUGACCACAUUUAUUCAGAAAGGACAGACACACACGCACGAACACACACACACAUGAAGAACUAUGUGAGCCAUCCUGUAAAGUUUAUUUCUGUGGUAUCUACCUGUGUUCUUUCUGUAUAUAUUUAUUUUUAUGUGUAAUUUCGCAUAUGUCUGAAUAUAUGCCUUUGGAAGCCAGAGGAGAGCAUCGGAUCCCUGGACCUGAAGUUAGCGAUGCUGUUCAGCCGCCUGAUGUGGAUGCGGGGGAAUCAAAUUUAGGUUCUCUGGAAGAGCAGCAAGUGCUCUCAGGCAUUAAGCCAUCUCCCCCGCCCUUGUAUGUUUUCUUAAUUGAACAAAUUAAGCAAUUCCUCCUGAUACCAUUGUGUGGUGCUCUGGAGUUCAGAGAUGGAGUAGAAAGGGUUUCUUGGCACUGCCACUAGAAGAGACCUACUUCACCAACUUCACCUACUUACCCAUAAGUUGUUUAGAGUGGGGUGAAGAUUUCCCACUUUAGGUUAUGGAAACUAGUAUUGUACGUCAUUACUACACUGACUCCUGGUUGAAGUUGGCCAUAGUGCGAUCGAGUCUUGGAUGUCCAGGCCACUAGCCCUACUCAAGUCUUGGCUUUUCAUAAGCCAAGAGGAAGCUACGAGGUUGGGAAGAUGCUCAAUGGGUAAAGCACUUAUCAGACAAGAAUGAGGAUGUAAAUUUCAAUCCUCCAGGCCUCUGUAAAGGCCGGUGUCUGUAAUCUCUUCGAACCUGCUGGGAUGCAGAAGGAUUCCUGGGCACCCGGGGACAAGGUAACCUGGGGACAAGGUAACCGGGGCUCACAGCAUCAAGGAAGGGAAGGUAGAGAUACCUGAGGUUGUCCUCAAGCAUCCACAUGCGUAUCGUGACACACAUACACACACGAAUGUUUCACACAUGAAUGCAUGUGCACAAAAAUAAGGCAUUGAAACCAAGUUCUUGGGCUGGAGAGAUGGCUCAGCAGUUAAGAGCACUGACUGCUCUUCCAGAGGUCCCGAGUUCAAAUCCCAGCGACCAUGUGGUGGGUCACAGCCAUCCGUAAUUGGAUCCAAUGCCCUCUUCUGGUGUGUCCAAAGGCAGCUACAGUGUACUUAUAUACAGUAAAUAAAUCUCAAAAAAUAUUAAAAAAAAACAA